CUUCCGGUUCCGGGACCCGGUUUGUUAUCGGAAAGCUUUGUGGUCUUGGCGAGCCCUCUGGAGUGAUCUCUGGGGUCUGGUGAGGGCAGGGAAUCUCCUGAAGCCAGCUGCUGCAGACAUGGCGGCCUCCACCGCAGCCGGGAAACAGCGCAUUCCCAAAGUGGCCAAGGUAAAAAAUAAAGCCCCAGCUGAAGUGCAAAUAACUGCUGAACAACUUUUACGAGAGGCUAAAGAAAGAGAACUUGAGCUUCUUCCACCUCCACCUCAACAGAAGAUCACAGAUGAAGAAGAAUUAAAUGAUUACAAACUAAGGAAAAGAAAGACUUUUGAAGAUAACAUAAGAAAAAACAGGACAGUGAUUAGUAACUGGAUAAAAUACGCACAAUGGGAAGAAAGUCUAAAGGAGAUUCAAAGGGCACGAUCCAUAUACGAGCGUGCUUUAGAUGUAGACUAUCGAAAUAUUACACUCUGGCUGAAAUAUGCAGAAAUGGAAAUGAAGAAUCGCCAAGUUAAUCAUGCCCGAAAUAUCUGGGACCGUGCCAUCACAACUCUGCCACGAGUCAACCAGUUCUGGUACAAGUACACAUACAUGGAGGAGAUGUUGGGGAACAUUGCUGGUGCCCGCCAGGUGUUUGAGCGCUGGAUGGAAUGGCAGCCUGAGGAGCAAGCUUGGCACUCCUAUAUCAACUUUGAGCUAAGAUACAAAGAGGUGGAACGGGCCCGCACAAUUUAUGAACGAUUUGUCCUUGUACACCCUGAUGUGAAGAACUGGAUCAAGUAUGCCCGCUUUGAAGAAAAACAUGCUUAUUUUGCCCAUGCACGGAAAGUGUAUGAGAGAGCUGUUGAAUUCUUUGGAGAUGAACAUAUGGAUGAACACCUUUAUGUUGCCUUUGCCAAAUUUGAGGAAAAUCAGAAAGAAUUUGAAAGGGUACGAGUCAUCUAUAAGUAUGCCCUGGAUAGAAUUCCAAAACACGAGGCCCAAGAACUCUUUAAAAAUUAUACCAUCUUUGAGAAGAAGUUUGGCGACAGGAGGGGUAUUGAAGACAUCAUCGUGAGCAAACGGAGAUUCCAGUAUGAAGAAGAAGUGAAGGCUAAUCCACACAAUUAUGAUGCAUGGUUUGAUUACUUGCGGUUGGUGGAAAGUGAUGCAGAAGCUGAAACUGUGCGUGAGGUCUAUGAGAGAGCCAUUGCCAAUGUCCCACCCAUUCAGGAGAAGAGGCACUGGAAGCGCUACAUAUAUCUUUGGAUCAACUAUGCACUCUAUGAAGAAUUAGAGGCAAAGGAUCCUGAAAGGACAAGACAGGUAUAUCAAGCCUCUUUGGAACUAAUUCCUCACAAAAAGUUCACGUUUGCCAAAAUGUGGUUAUAUUAUGCACAAUUUGAAAUAAGACAGAAAAAUUUACCAUUUGCCAGAAGAGCUUUGGGAACUUCUAUAGGCAAAUGUCCAAAGAACAAGUUAUUUAAAGGCUACAUAGAAUUGGAGCUGCAGCUUCGAGAAUUUGACAGAUGCCGGAAGCUUUAUGAAAAGUUCCUGGAAUUUGGGCCUGAAAAUUGUACCUCCUGGAUUAAAUUUGCAGAACUAGAGACAAUCCUUGGUGAUAUUGAAAGAGCCCGGGCCAUUUAUGAGUUAGCCAUUAGCCAACCACGCUUAGACAUGCCGGAGGUGCUUUGGAAAUCAUAUAUUGAUUUUGAAAUUGAACAGGAAGAAACCGAAAGAACAAGAAAUCUUUAUCGACAAUUGCUUCAGCGAACACAACAUGUCAAGGUAUGGAUCAGUUUUGCUCAGUUUGAGUUGUCUUCAGGGAAAGAAGGAAGUGUGGCUAAAUGUAGACAGAUUUAUGAAGAGGCUAACAAAACCAUGCGAAACUGUGAAGAAAAGGAAGAGAGACUUAUGCUGCUAGAAUCCUGGCGAAGCUUUGAAGAUGAAUUUGGAACAGCCUCAGAUAAGGAGAGAGUAGACAAACUCAUGCCAGAAAAAGUCAAGAAGAGAAGAAAGGUCCAGGCUGAUGAUGGGUCUGAUGCAGGAUGGGAAGAAUACUAUGAUUACAUCUUUCCAGAAGAUGCUGCCAACCAACCUAACCUCAAGCUCUUGGCCAUGGCCAAACUAUGGAAGAAACAGCAACAGGAAAAGGAGGCUGCUGAGCAAGAUCCAGAUAAGGAUGUGGAUGAGAGUGAAUCCUGAUGUUUUUUUCGUAUUGAAAAGUAUUUUAUUAUUUUUAUAAAUUGAUAGUUUGGAA
Molecule: messenger RNA, 2237 nt
Organism: Marmota monax (woodchuck)
Lineage: Eukaryota; Metazoa; Chordata; Mammalia; Rodentia; Sciuridae
Gene: Crnkl1
Product: crooked neck pre-mRNA splicing factor 1
Exons: 14
Coding region: 119-2182 (687 amino acids)
Biological process (GO): spliceosomal complex assembly; mRNA splicing, via spliceosome
Cellular component (GO): U2-type catalytic step 2 spliceosome; precatalytic spliceosome; post-mRNA release spliceosomal complex
Molecular function (GO): protein binding
Source: RefSeq, a predicted model, not a curated record